Drosophila innubila is the source of this 3165-nucleotide messenger RNA. RefSeq names its product integrator complex subunit 5 (gene omd). The transcript is spliced from 9 exons. Gene Ontology annotation, biological process: snRNA 3'-end processing. Bases 38 to 3064 code for a protein of 1008 amino acids. Lineage: Eukaryota; Metazoa; Arthropoda; Insecta; Diptera; Drosophilidae. Gene Ontology annotation, cellular component: integrator complex. The record is from RefSeq and is a predicted model, not a curated record.
ACUGCCUGCAGAAAAUAAACCAAAUAAAUAGCGAAAAAUGUUGCAACAAAAUAUUUUAGAUCAACUUAAACAAUUUAUAGAAACAGUUAGCAGUGGCCACACCAAUCCACAAUUGCUAACAAAACCCUCGCUCAUCAAACUAGCUUUGGGAUUCCUCGAUGAGUUGCCGGCGACUCGGGAUAUUGUAUUUGAUUACUUUGGCAUACUGGCGGAGAUUGGAGUGCAGCUGUAUGUAUCACCCGAGAUGAUGGACCAAAAGACGGGCAUGCCAGUGUCCCAAAUCAAACAAGGCGGCAAUCGACAACAACAACUGCGUGCGGAGGAAUACGAAAGCUUCAAUAUGGUCAAGACAUCGUUACAAAAUCUGGUGUGGAAAGGUCCGCCCGCCUGGUCGCCGCUCAUAGCCAACUGGAGCUUGGAGCUGGUGGCCAAGUUAUCCGAUAAAUACACACAACGACGCAUGACAAUUACCGCAUCCUGUAAUUAUUGGCUGGAAUGCAGUGCAAUGCAUGGAUUGCUCACACUCAUCAACAGUUGCUUCCGUAAGCUGAGCAACACGGAAGCCGAAUCCUGUGUGGAGACCAUGCUGAAUGCCUUCCAUCGCUAUCCCAUGACCUUCGAUUGGAUUGUGGCCCGUCUUGGCGGUUGUUUUCCCUACAAGAUCAUCAUGCAGAUUCUACAGUGUGGCAUCAAACGUUUUGUCGAGGAUUAUCGCUGUCAUUUGGACUCGGAGGCGGGUAUUUUGGACUACAUGACAUCCUGCCAUGAGCAGCAGCUGUGUGCCGCAUUUCGUGAGAUGCUCAAAGAUGGCCUAUCACCCAAGAAACCACUCGAUGUGGCCAUUGUUCCAUUUCUGCUGAUUACCACCAAUUACUCGGAUGCCAUUCUACAGAGUUUGGUUAAUGUGUUCAUUGAGAUAUUCACCGAUGACAUGUGCGAUGCAAUUGUCCAAAAGGCGCCGCUUUGGCUGAGCAACAAGAUGUUUGCGGACAUGCAACCGUCUCUAAAUAAUGCCGUGCUGCGUCUCAAUCAACACGGUGCCAAGCUGCUGCUCAUGGUGUCCAGUAUGGCCGAGAAGUAUGUGUGGUGUCAGGACUUUCUGGACAGCUCAAUGCAGGAAUUGGAGCAGUGGGUGCUCAACAUGCGCAAUUUUCCACUACUUGCCGAUUUGGCCUUUGAGGAGACCAAGUAUAUGCUUUGGAAAAGCUGCCUCAGCACAAAUCUCUUGGAACAACAGACCGCAGUGCGUUUGCUACUCGUUGUGUCCUCACAACAUCCACAUAUCUAUUAUCAAACCAUAUCACAAUUGCUGCGCAAAUCCUAUGCUCAACAUCCCAGUACAAUUGGUGCUCUAAUGCGCUUGCUUGGUGGUCAGAGCGGUGUACUCAACUUUCCCAGUAUUACAAAGGGUUUUAAAAUGGCCCUGGAGGAUAUAACGCUGCAGGAACAGGUGAACAAUCGGCUGCCCAUGGAACCUGGCACUCCAACGGAGGCAUACAAUACAUUCUACAAUCUCAAUAUGUUGGCCAAAAUGCAGAAGAAGAAUCACUUUCCACAUGUGAAGCCUCAGCUGCUGACACAAUCGUUAAACGAAUGUCUGCCCAAGAUUAUACAAAUUCUCGACUGCACCAUUCAAAAACUAGUGCUCAAAAUGGACAAGGAUGCCGCUGAACGUAGUGCUGAGAAGUUUAAAUUGCAGCAGGCCAACAACAACAACAAUAAUAAUAAUCAUGAUAUGUACAAUAGUAAUGAUGUCAUAAAGCGACCCAAACUAGAGGAAAGCGAUGUGACUAAUGUGACACUUGAGUCACAGGAUGCAGCGCGCAUGCGUUUGGCCCAUUUAAUUGUGGACCUGUUGAACAACAUUGAGGCAGGUGCACGUUCGAAUGUACUACGUACUCCAUUGGUUCUUAAACUGGCCGUGCUCAGUGUCAAGUACUUUUUUGUUGGACUUACCGAGCAGACUGUCAUUCGUCGUGCUGCAGCUGCUCAUCGUUCCUAUGCUUUACUUCAACGUCAGUGCACAGCUCGGAAAAUUGCUCGGACUGUUUGUUUGCGUGAGCUCGUGGAGAGUGCGCUCUUUUAUCAUGGUCAUUUGCUUGGACAGCUGGAGGAAUACGAAUUGGAUGAACUGAAAAUACCAGAACAAGAGCUGCUUAUACUACAGAAUUUACACACCAGCUCCGGCACAAACUCCAAUCGUUCAGUGCUACAUUCGGGCAUUAUAGGACGUGGUUUGCGACCUGUGUUGCCCACAAAUAACCAAAGCUGCGAUGCCGAGAAGCAAGCAUUGUAUCUAAAGGCCUUAAAUGCCUGCUGCACAGAUCUGGACAAACCCAACAAUGUUGAGGGUUAUUCGCUGGUUUCGUUGACGCUUGUGGAACUGGUUUCAACGGAUGUUAUGUACAAUGGACUGCCCUUUCCGGACGAGGAGUUCACUCGCGUCACCAUGGAAAGGGAUAUGCAAAUACGACGUGCCUUUAUUACCUCACCUGUGCUUUGGGCUGUGCUCGGUUUGAUUGCCACACACAGACCUGCUUUGUGCUACUCCUCCGUGUUGUUGCGCGCACUCUGUGCCACAUGUCUGCAUCAUUGGCGUGGCAAGAAUGUUAACAAAUACCAGCCAACGGCAGUCAACGAUGAGCUCAUGUUGUGCACCAAAAAACUGCUGCAAUUGCUGGCCAUGAGUCAACUUAUACCACCUCCACUCGCUAAUCUGCACACGAUUAUUGAACACUUUGAAGCGCCAGAGAUUGCUGUGCUGUUGCGUGAAUGCAUUUGGAACUAUUUAAAGGAUCAUGUGCCAUCGCCAGCGCUCUUCCACGUGGACAACAAUGGUCUGCACUGGCGCAACACGAGUCAAGCCAAAGUGGCGCCUCAAUAUGUGGACACGCUGCGUCAACUGAUGCAAAAGAAGCUGAAUAAACUAGGACCACAUUAUCAUCAGAUGUUUAUCAUGAGCGAUCUGCAUGUGGCAAAUCCCAUUCCAAUUCCAGCAGCAACAAUUGCAGAACCAACAACAGCAAUAGCCAAAACUAGCAUUGAAGUUGUGGAAUUGGAUUAAUAGACAAUUAGUUAGCUGUAUGUUAAGCGUAGUCAAUAAGUUUAUGUGAAUUGAAGACUUCCAAGACACAAAAAUAAACAAAAUCAAACAUUUGACAUGGA